Messenger RNA from Thecamonas trahens ATCC 50062, 2117 nucleotides. RefSeq lists its product as uncharacterized. The record is from RefSeq and is a predicted model, not a curated record. Gene Ontology annotation, molecular function: DNA-binding transcription factor activity, RNA polymerase II-specific; zinc ion binding. The transcript has 2 exons. Bases 43 to 2016 code for a protein of 657 amino acids. Lineage: Eukaryota; Apusomonadida; Apusomonadidae. Gene Ontology annotation, biological process: regulation of DNA-templated transcription.
CGCCAACGCGACGUCCUCUCUCCGGAAACAGGAGAAGAUAUCAUGGACGAGACAUGGAAGACCAUGCUGGACGAGUCUCUUGACGGAGUCGGGGUGUUGGGCGCCGGGUUGGGCGGAGGUCAUGAGCUUGGCGUCCUGAGUUUUGACGACCUUUCUCGCCACCACAGCCUUGAUCUUGAUCACUCUGCCAGGCUUGAUCAAGCCGCUCCGCCAGCCCCGCACCAUUCCCCGCACUUUGACUUGGCAGAGGCAUGGCUUCCCAUGCUUGCUAACGAUGACCCGAGCACAUUGUUUAGUCUCCCUAUGCUUGACACGGAGCCUACCUCGCCGUCGUUGUCGCUCGCUGCCGGUCCACUCCCUCUGCUCUCGCCCACCUUCUCUUCAUCCACUCCGGCGUCGUCGCUCUCGCGCUCGGCAGAGUCUUCCGUCUCGCCGUCGUAUCCAUCGAGUGGCUCGUCCCAGGCAUCCGCGUCAGGGCUAGACUCCUCGACCACUACCACUGUCUCGACCUCGAGCUCAUCGUCGUCAUCGACAUCGGCGUCGUCGACAUCGUCUUCUGGAGCCUCCAAGGGCAAGGUCGCGUCGAGCGCGUGCGAUCGAUGCCGGCUUGGCAAGCGCAAGUGCUCCGGAAAGGGAGAGCGCGGCGUGUGUGAGCGCUGCAUCCGGCUCGAGGUGGACUGCACAUGGGAGUAUGUGCCGCGGCGGCGUGGACAGAAGCCCAAGCCGCUGGCGGCCAUUCUGGAUAGCAAGCGGAAGCGCAAGUAUGACGCCGGCGAAGACGGCGAUGACAGCAGCAGAGCGUCACGCGCUCUGGUCGAGACCGGCAAGCGGGCGCGGUCGCUCGGCUCUGCACUCGGAAGUGUGGUGAGCGUUGAGUCGUCGCUCCCGGCCUGGCUGGCGCCUCUCGACUAUCUUAAGAUCUUUGAAGUGCUUCCUUCGCGCCAGCCUGUGGUUGCGGCGCUCCGGCCGCUGCUCCCAGACAUGUGCCAGAUGCUUGCCGAUGGCCCUCCGGGACCGGGCGUUUCUGUUGUGGGUGCGGUGCUUGGCCGGCUGGCGCUGGCGCACGCGGCGCUUGUGCUGGGCGACUCCAACUCGGUGGCGGUGCUCACUGCGCAAGUGCUUGAUCGAUACGGGGCGAUGAUGUCUGUCAGCUCUGCCGAGGCUGUGCUCUGUCAUGCCAUGCUCGCGUUUCUUUCGCUUGACGGGCACAGCGCGCGUGCGCGGAUGCACGCGAUUCUGGCCCGGACAACAGCCAUUCAGGCUGGACUGCUCAACGCCGACGCUGCCGACGGGCCGACGGCGGACCUCACGUUUGUGGCCCUGCUCACAGCCAUGGCUGCCGUCUCACGGAGCGGUGGGGCCUGGGACCAUCCGCGCGCCAAGGCACACUCGAUGCUUGCGCUGGCGUUCUCGCGGGUCCACGCCGCAACCGACGUGGCCAUGGUCACACUCCUUGCCCGCGAGUUGGCGCGGUUCAAGUGCCCGGGCGCCGAGGGAGCGAUCAAGGUCUACGCCUCGCUCAUUGGACUCUGCUCACUGGACCUCUCAAUGUGCGCCGAGUGGAACGAGGCGUCUGUGAGCGCCCUGGCGGCGAUGGUGAGCUGCGCGCCUUUUGCAGCGGCGGUGACAAACUCUGGCGCGGACUCGCGGGCGCUGGCGGACAGGUGCCUGGCGGCUGUGGACGAGGCCGAGGGCGCGGCCGCGUCGGUCCAGGUCCCCGCCGCGAGCUGCAGCUCCAAGCCAGCGGCGCAUCCGUACCUGAUGGGAGUGCGGUAUGUGGCGCAGGUCGGGCGCGACGGGGACGAAGCCGCAGCGACGGAUGCGGCAGGUGAGGCCUUUGCCAAGUCUCUGGGCACGACGCUGCGGUUUCUCGCGUCGCGGGUAGACAACUUUGGCUGCGGCUCGUCGAACACCGAGCUCAAGCUCCUCGCCCUUGCUGCAGCGUUUGUCAUGCUCGGCGAGGCGCGCGGGACCCACUGGAUGCCGCGCUCGCGGCGGUGCCGCGGUCGACGGUAGCGUCGGCGGUGAGAGUCAUGCUCUCGCCGGCGUACGCCAAGGCUGCGGCGCGGCAGCCGCGGAUGGGAUAGGCCAUGGUUCAAUGAAGAGCGUCGAGAGCC